UUCCCUCUUGCUAUAAACCUAGUCGCCGUCGUCCUCCAUUUCUCAAGUUCGCUCGCCCUUUCUUUUUCCCUCCCUCCAAAACAAAGCAAUAAAAAAGUUUCUCACGCUCUUUCUCUUCCGCUGUUCUGAAGAGAAAAUCGGAAGUGUUACGGUUCAGGUUCAGAUGCAAAACGACAAUUUUACAACCGUCUAUGGCGACCUCGGAGGCAAUCUGCCGAAAGAUCACCAGAGCGGUGGAGUUUACUCUUCCUCCACCACAACCUCAUCCUCCACUUCCGUCGCCUCCGCGUUCUCGCUCUACAAUCCCCGCAUCCUCAUGCAACAACAUCAAGAUAUGAUCAACCGCCACAACCUCUGCCUCACUCGUCUCCGUGAAGCUGCAAAGGAAGCCGAGGCACUCCGUCAAGAGAAUUCCUCGCUUCGAUCUGUUAACCGAGACCUCAACAAGCAACUCAGCGUGCUGAUCCAAGCCUCUGUUCAGAAUCAUUUAUCGUCGUCUGAUUACGACACCUCGCCGUUUGAGUUGGCGAACGCGUUGCAAGGACUUUGUCUGGGUAGUGACGCUGUAGAAGAGGCGGAUAUUUCUGAUGAGAGUCCAACAAGCGUGAUGGAAGGUGCGGUGGACGUGGAGCGGGUUAUGUUGCCUAAGAGCAUUUCCGUUAGGUCUAAUGGAUAUCUGAAGAUGAUGAACCAAGCUGGGGCGAGUCAUCGUGGUAAAACUCGUGUACCUACUCGGACUGGAAAUGCCUCUCAACUCAGUGGAGCGAUGAAUGUGCAGCAGAAGGUGUACGUUCAGGGAGGGAAGGAGGAGGAAGAGCCGCUUGAGUUGGAGGUCUACAACCAAGGCAUGCUCAAGACUGAACUCUGCAACAAAUGGCAAGAGACGGGUGCCUGUCCUUAUGGUAAUCACUGCCAAUUCGCUCACGGCAUCAAAGAGCUGCGCCCCGUAAUCCGCCACCCUCGCUACAAGACUGAGGUUUGCAGGAUGGUCCUAGCUGGUGAUGUCUGUCCCUACGGGCAUCGAUGCCAUUUCCGCCAUGCACUUACAGAGCAGGAGAAGUUCAUGGACCACCUCAAGCCCAGGACCAGGUAAAUCAUGGGUGAUCAUCGUAUAACAGGGUUGCUUGUUGUAGAGGUCAAUCAAUGUCCAUAGUAUAAUCCUGAACACCCCCUAAAAAUUGGCUAAAAGUAUUAUAUAACGUAGGAAGUUUACAGGUAUGGUGGGCGUAUAUACGAUUGGAAUAUUAGUCAUAAAAAAAAAGAAAAUAAUAAUAAUAGAAAAGAAACGAAGUUAGUAGUUGGAGAUUGGGAGAGGCUUUGUGGUCCUGGAAGGUGGGAGAUUUGUUGCGGUUAUUAGAGGUAUUCGUUUUUUUCUCUCUCUUUAAUAUCAUUGUUUCUUCAAGAAUGCCAUUAAAGGUCCUUACUUGGGAUGUUUGGUGUGCUUAAACCAAUCCAACGUGGAACAAAAAGUAAAGAAAAAACAUUAAUAGU
This is a messenger RNA of Hibiscus syriacus, 1491 nucleotides long. RefSeq names its product zinc finger CCCH domain-containing protein 15-like. The coding region runs from base 164 to 1093 and encodes 309 amino acids. The record is from RefSeq and is a predicted model, not a curated record. NCBI's taxonomy places the organism in Eukaryota, Viridiplantae, Streptophyta, Magnoliopsida, Malvales, Malvaceae. Gene Ontology annotation, molecular function: mRNA binding; metal ion binding. The transcript is spliced from 3 exons.